Messenger RNA from Coniophora puteana RWD-64-598 SS2, 543 nucleotides. RefSeq lists its product as uncharacterized. The coding region runs from base 1 to 543 and encodes 180 amino acids. NCBI's taxonomy places the organism in Eukaryota, Fungi, Basidiomycota, Agaricomycetes, Boletales, Coniophoraceae. The record is from RefSeq and is a predicted model, not a curated record. The transcript has 3 exons.
AUGUCCACCAGCGAAAUCAUACCGACCCAUCCCUGCACAUCGCAUCUCGAUCAAGGCGCCGAAGCAGCGGAUACAUCUGCCAAGCCCACGUCAACUGCUAACGACAGUUCAUCCGAGCUGUCGUCCUUGUCCGAGAGUUCGGACAACCCUGUCCUCUUUGAGACGUCUAACGCUGACACAACUGCAAUCACGGAAGCUCCUGCGAGCGAGGCUAAUACCUCCAUGCGCAACAAACCGGAAAGCGACACUGACAGCUCCGACGAAGAAUUAUCCAAACGCAGGCGAGCACGCAGGAAGCGUGAGAGGGAAUACCUGGAUGCAUUACCCGUGCGACAGCGCCUCCGGUACAUGGAGGACCAUCGCUCUCUGCUCGCAGUUGAGCAAGAGUUGACUCUAUCCGAGAUUGAAGAGGGUGAACACCUCGACGAGGAGGAGGGGGAGGGGAAUACAGCAUUUGAGCGAGCAGCAUGGGCCAAUUUUGUCCAUCGUCGCGUGAAUCGCAUUAUGACUCAUCCUCGUGUGGCUCGUUAUCGUCGCGCAUAA